Messenger RNA from Ostertagia ostertagi, 423 nucleotides. The record is from the annotation of a GenBank genome assembly. NCBI's taxonomy places the organism in Eukaryota, Metazoa, Nematoda, Chromadorea, Rhabditida, Trichostrongylidae.
GAGCCUAUUCUUGUCGUAGUACCGAAUUCUGCAUGGUAUCCUGUUUUGUUCCUCGGUGCAGCACUGAAAGGAUGUCCUUUGUCCGGAAUCAAUCACGAAUUAUGGUGCUCUGCUCUGGGAAGGAAAUGCUGCGAAUUUCCCGGUGUUAUGAUGCUGCCUCGCGAUUUGCCUCCCUGGGAAGAUACCCUUCCCGAUUUGUUUCGAGAUAUCCAACAUGAACCUGACGACACGCUGUUGCUGCCAUUCUCGAGCGGUACAGGAGGAAAACCUCGUUGUGUCGAGCUGACGCACCGCAACUAUAAGCCUUGUUUGACCAGCUUGUCGUGGAGAGUCGACGCCGGACAGUCGCUGUGCUGCCAUUUUAUCAUGCCUCAGGAUUUUGGGCACUUCUUUAUUGCCUUCUUGAAGGAUGUCACAGUAUCG